GGAGAUUAAAUGCACAAACAAAGACACAAAGUAUGAAGGGAAUGGGCAAUCGAGAGAUUCUGCUAAAAUUAACAUCACCUGAUGUUGUGGAUGGAGAUGGAGGAGACGGUGCCACAAAGGAAGAGGAAAAUCCUGUUUCAUUCUAUUCUAUCCUGGCCAAAUGGGUGAACCUUGCAAGCACCUUUGUUCUUAACUCGACCACAAGUAAAGGUACUCUGAACAUCAUGGGUGCAGACCUGAUGCAUGCAGAGACCAGAGAUCUUAUAGGACAGGAGAUUUUUUCAUGUCUAGAGGAAUUCCACAGUCCAGACUGAGGCUACUACUGGGGGUAUCAAAUUCUUUCGCCUGAAAAUGGAUAUCAAGUUAUAUGAAUGUCAUUAAUCAGUCUUUCUUAAUCUGAUUCAGUGCUGCAGAUUAGUGGUCAGAUAUGCUUUGAUUUGGUAAUUAAACUUGUUUUGUUUCUAUGUGUGUUCCUGUAUGUUAACCUUAAAUAAUCUCUCAAAUCAAUCACGAUAUGUUUUCUUUCUUACUUUAUGCUACAAGAUAUUCAGUUGUCCAUGACUAUCCCUCCAUUAACAUGCCAUGCUAGGUAUCUCAUGUGACAUGCAAUUCUUCCACUACUAGACAAUUCUUCAAGGUCCUAACAUGUACCGAACCAGGAUAUACUUUUGCUUUUAAUCAGCUCAGUAACAUGCUAAAACCAGGUGUAAUAGGAAAUCUGAAGACAGAAGUGCUUGGACUAUAACAUGGAUCAUUCGAAUUGAAAACACUUGCUUUACAUAAUAAUUUAGAAUUAAUCCUCCAUGUCAUGUUAGCCGUUUCUUAGAUUAUAAAAUGGAUCAUUAGAAUUGAAAAUACUUGUAUUAGAUAAUAUCCAUAAACAUAACUCUAUCCCAGUUUUUUGAGCAAGAGAAAUUGACCCUACAAAUCCUCAAUGGACCUAUAUCUUGCUGAAAAUUUAAAGUUUAAUCAGUUAUGAUAUAGUCAGGGUUAAGAUUUAAAAUCUAAUUAGACUCCAUAUCAAAAACUACCCAAUCCAAAUAUGUAUACUAAAAUCAAAGAAUAGUUUAAUAUAUGUAGAAAAAAGAAAUCACAAAAUAUCAUGGCUUUGUUUCAAAAUCCUUUCCUAUCAGGACCAACUGAAUUUCAUCCUCGUAUCCUACUUGUUUAGUGCAAUACGCUUGUUGUCAUAGGUAACAAGUAUAUAUGUCAAGCACAUUGAAUAGAGGAAAAGGCAAUUCUUUUUCUUUCUUUUUUCAUUUCUUAAUUCUUAAUUCUGAUGCAAAUUUGAAUGCUUGCUCUACUGCAACUUAGAGAUCACAUAUGCAAAUCAUUUGCGUAUUAGAUCCAGUUUUCUUCAGAAUGACAAAAUGUCUUACAAAUCUUUGAAAAUUUGAUUUCUUUUUUUUCUCUUUUUAGUUUACCUUUGGAUUUUCCGCGGAGUGAUUAUACUCAAUUUAUCUUCUUUUUUUGAAUACACGAGUACCUAAUACAACACUUUAAAAGACACGACUGGCAUUUUUUAAUUUGAAGUUAGUACAGGACACUGCUUGGAAGCCACAAUAUCAAACCUGAAGACAGGAUGCAUGAUUUAAGUACCAUUACCACUAGACAAAUUAAAGUAAACUCAUCAACCAUGAAAAACCUGACAGGAAAAUCCUGUUUCAUUCUCUUCAUGCUCCGUAUAUCUCAAUCUGUUGUAGCUCACAGGAAAUCAUUAAAACAUCAAAAACCAUGCAAUCGGUUUGUACUAUAUUUCCACGACAUUCUCUUUGAUGGAAAAGAUUUAGCUAACUCAACAUCUGCAAGAAUAACAAAUGCAACUAAACUUGGGGAUUAUGUAUUCGUGAUUGUUUUCGAUGAUCCUGUAACACAAGAUGAGAACCUUCUUUCUCCACCUGUUGCCAGAGCACAAGGGUUCUAUUUCUACGACAAGAAAACUGAUUACAAUGCAUGGAUGUCCUUCGCUUUGGCCUUUAACUCCACUGAACGUAAAGGUAUUUUGAACAUUAUGGGUGCAGAUUUUAUGAAUGAGAAGAUAAGAGAUCUUCCAGUAGUUGGAGGGACAGGAGAUUUCUUCAUGUCUAGAGGGAUUGCUACUAUUCAGACACAAGCUACUGAGGGUAUCAAAUAUUUUCGACUAAAGAUGGAUGUUAAGUUAUAUGAAUGUCAUUAUUAAAAACAAAUUUGAUUCAAGUCUUUGUAUUGAGUUUGGAAAACAAUUAUGAUA
This is a messenger RNA of Ricinus communis (castor bean), 2230 nucleotides long. RefSeq names its product dirigent protein 5-like. The record is from RefSeq and is a predicted model, not a curated record. Lineage: Eukaryota; Viridiplantae; Streptophyta; Magnoliopsida; Malpighiales; Euphorbiaceae.